GCUACCGUUGGCAUUUCCUACACAGUCAAUGGACGCAGAAGAACGAAAUCUGAAAAAAGGGAUACAACUCUUCAAGAGACAGGAUUACCACGGCUCGAUAGACGUGUUUGUUGCGGUUGUCCACGCGUACCAGGAUGAGUUCAACAAGAAUCGGAUGCGGCUAGAGAGGAAUGCUAAGAGAAAAACAGGAAGAAAAGGCGACGAGAAGGUCUGCUACAACAAGAACUACGUCAACGCUUUAGAUUUUCUCUCUGCCGCCUACCUGAAGGUGGACAAUCUGGAGAAAGCGCUGAGGUAUGCACGGGUGAUGGUGAGUCUGCAACCGCUCAGCUGUAAGGGAUACCUACGUUUGAGCAAGAUCCAUCUACUCCUAAGGAACGAUCGAAGGGCUUAUGACAUUCUGUGGAAGGGCUACCUGAAGAUCAGAGAGGCAAAGAAUGAUCCUGCAAAGAAGUUUGUCGUUAACGAGACUUUAUAUCGGCAACUGAAAGAUGAAUUGCAAAAGUCGAAAAACUCACUUCAGAGCGGCACGGAAAGUGUUGAGGAGGGUAUGCCUGGCUCACAGCACGUUGAGGCUAAAGAUAACGAUCCGCUGAAGGUCCUCCCCUUCGAGCUGUUAUGCAACAUUUUUGCUCAAUUCCCUCUCCCUUUCAAUCUACGAUGUCUAUGUGUGUCAAGCCAUUGGAAUGAGACCUUGACAAGCACGGCACGCAUUUUUGAGAGCUUUCAUUUGAAGAAAAACAUCAGGAAACAAGAGCUCACCGAGUUUUUCAAUUUUCUAGGCAAGAUUUAUCGGCAUAACAACGGCAGAGUAUUUUUGAAAUUUGUUAACAUCGAGCCCCAUGAAUCGGUUGAAAAGAGCAUCCUACAACUUUUCUUUAGUAAGAAGUUGAUUAUUGAAAGCCUCAAAAUCAAUCUCAAUUCCACGAAUCUUUUUGGCUUGAACCCGAUCAUCAAAAAUGGUAAGGUAACUUUUUCACAUACAAAGAGUUUGAAUCUACGGGUUCCUCUUUUUGUGAACGAGACCGUGUCUUUGUUGGAUAUAUUAGGCCGCUGUGAAAACCUUGAAAAAUUGGUGUUGAUCAUACCCAAAUUCGACUCAAGAUCGAAGUUGGUGCAACAGAAUGCCGUAAGAUUUGCAAAAUUACACCUGCUCAGUGUGUCUGUUGAGAAAGAAGCAGCUAAUAGCAUUUUCAACGAUACCGUGAUGAAUAAUUUUCUAGGACAAAACGUCUUUCCAAAAUUAAGGCAUCUAACGGUUUCACGUGUCAAACUGAGUCAAAAAGCAUUGAAGAAAAUUCUCAACCCUCAUAUUGAAACUAUAGAGCUUGACUCUGUGCCUGGGAUUUCAAUUGCAUCUCUGCUGGAUGCGAUGCUGGGAAACACCGAACCACUAAGUACUUUGAGAGAACUGAAAAUUGUUGAAACAGAGACCACAAUGGAUUCAUCACAUCGAGACUGGAGGAAUGAGCUUCUGAAUUCUAAGCUACUUUCAAACUUGAGUGUUCUAAUGCUUAGAAACAGCUGCAUAACUCCCAAAAUGCUAGAGGAUAUUCUUCUAGCCUCGCUUUGCCAAAUAAAGAGUUUACAUUUAGUCUUGAACAGAUAUAUAGUUUUUCAAAACAGACUGACCAACCCCAGCUCCACACAAACCCCUUACGAAUAUGCAAAUAUUUCAAACCUAAUAGCAAAAGUACCCCACAUAGAAGAGUUAUCAAUUGUUGGAUGUCCUGGAUUCAAUCAAUUGACGUUGAGUGAAUUAUCUAAGGAGGCAAUGACAAACCAUCUUUUUGACAAACUAUUUUAUUUAAACCUUUCCAUGAAUAAGGUUGAAGACAAUAGUUUGAUUCAACUAUUUAGGAAACCAUACAAUCUCAAGUUGGAUAAACUUGUUAUUCAGUAUUGCGAGGUGAGUCCUGGGACAGUGAAGUACCUUCUUGACAACAAAAUGUGUAGGUCUAUAGAUUACAAAAUGAGUGAUCGGGUCGUUUUAUAGUUUACAUGCAUGUUGAACCGUUAUCUUUUGUAAUAUUACGUAAUACACAGUAGCAUAUGUGUUCAUGAAGUCUUA
Molecule: messenger RNA, 2071 nt
Organism: Pichia membranifaciens NRRL Y-2026
Lineage: Eukaryota; Fungi; Ascomycota; Pichiomycetes; Pichiales; Pichiaceae
Exons: 1
Coding region: 29-1996 (655 amino acids)
Molecular function (GO): protein binding
Source: RefSeq, a predicted model, not a curated record